This is a messenger RNA of Propithecus coquereli (Coquerel's sifaka), 806 nucleotides long. It is a transcript of the gene TEX101, whose product is annotated as testis expressed 101. The record is from RefSeq and is a predicted model, not a curated record. Lineage: Eukaryota; Metazoa; Chordata; Mammalia; Primates; Indriidae. Bases 1 to 753 code for a protein of 250 amino acids. The transcript is spliced from 5 exons. Gene Ontology annotation, cellular component: plasma membrane raft; plasma membrane. Gene Ontology annotation, biological process: binding of sperm to zona pellucida; regulation of flagellated sperm motility.
AUGGGGACCUGCCAUAUCCGGGGUUUGCUGUUCCUCUUUCUCCUAGGAGCCUCUGCCUCGGCCUUGGCCCAGCAGUAUUUGUAUUGUCACAAGGGUGUAUCCGUGAAUAUAGAAGAGGAUCCAACCAAUGCAUUUAACUGGACCACAGAGAAAGUUGAAACUUGUGACAAUGGAACAGUUUGCCAGGAAACCGCACUAAUGAUUAAAGCGGGGACCAAGACAGCUGUUUUGGUCACCAAGGGCUGCAUAUCCGGAGAGAUGCAGAUACUGACGUUUGUCCAGCACACUCCACCCCCUGGCCUGGUUGCAGUCUCCUACAGUAGCUACUGCGACGAUUCCUUCUGUAACGACAAAAACAGCUUAUUUCAGUUUUGGAAUCGAGAAGAGACCUCAGUUUCCACUGAGCCAACAACCCUCCAGUGCCCAACCUGCGUGGCUUUGGGGAACUGUUCCAGUGCUCCUUCUCUUCCCUGUCCCAGAGGUACAACUCGAUGCUAUGAAGGAAAACUAGAGAUUACUGGAGGUGGCAUCGAGUCAUCUGUGGGAGUCAAAGGCUGUACAGCCAUGAGGGACUGCAAGCUGAUGGCCAGUGUCUCCACAGUAGGACCCAUGUUGGUGAAGGAAAUCUGCCCAAAGCAGCUUCUUACUGAACCCAGAAAGGCUGAAAAUGGAGCCACGUAUCUUCCCAUUUCAGUUUGGAGGUUACAGCUGCUGCUGCCAUUGCUGCUACAAUUGUUUGUCCAUUUUUCCUGAGAAGGUGCUUCUGGUCCUAGGUCUCAGGACACCUUUGUUCACUGGGAGCCUGG